GCUGUCAGGUCUCUUCUUCCAGAUAAUGACUGACACCCCAGGGCAUUUUCUGCUGGUGUCAGCUGUUGCCACACCAGCAAGCAGGGAGUUUGCUGGGUUGCUAGGUUGGCAAGGUUCUGGGACACAGGGAACCCUUUGAUGGUUGUACCCCAGUUAGUGGGACAAGCCUCUCUGGAAGGCAGUGGGAGCUUUUGGAAGGAGCACUGGCCUUGGAGCCAUCGGACCUGGAAUGAUACUAAAGCUCUGUCACUUAUCGCCUGGCUGACCUGUUUCAGCUGUCUUGGGACUUCUGUGAAUACCAAAUGAGAAGCUAUACCUGCAAAUGCUUAGAAACUCAUAAAACACCAUGCAAUCCAUCCUAGUGAGCGGGAUGUGGCAUCUGAUUGUGGUUUUGAUAUGUAUUUCCCUGAUAACUCAUGAUGCUGAGCACCUUUUCACCUGCCUGUUGGCCACUUCUCAUCCAGUCAGAGUCAUGCUGCAGCAGCCUGGCGCCUGACGAAUGAGGGGAGCCUGCCAGGGGGUUACUGCUAGUUCAAGGCAAGACAGAGGCCUCAGGGGAGCGGAGAUGGGCAGAGCAGCCUCCAAGCCUGGGCCAGCAGCACCAAGACGGAGGCCUGGGCCCUGGCCUGGAGCUCGGUUCACACUCGCUCCGCUGACCCUGAUGGCAUUCGAAGCAACACCCUGCUGAGAAGCGGCUGUUCCCAGGCCCCAGAGGACCUCAGAGCAGGAGUCGGAGUUUGACCACCCCUACACAACUGCAGUUGGGGCUGCGACCGUCGCGGGAAGGGGCUGGCGUCUCGGAUGGGAAGUAGAAGGGCAGAACCUAACGCCAGGAGGAUCUUGGUCUCUGAAGAGUUUUCUGGAACCCACAGAGCUUCCUGGGUUUCUUCUCUCUGGAUUGGGGCUUGGUUCCCUCUCCUCCCCUGGCAGAGGGGUUGGGCCCUGAGGGCCAGCUGAGAGAGGGAAGACUCUUAAAUGAAAUUCAGGCUGCUUGAAGCCCACGUGCUCUCUGCUGUGAUUGGGGUUCAAGGGCUUCCCUGCUGCAGGGGACGAGGGGCCGCCUCGGCAUCUGCUCAUGAGCCACAAGGACCCCGAAUGCUCCAGACUGGAUCGUUUCAAGCCGCCAAAGAGGGGGACCCCCAGAGCUGGCAGCCAGCAACCCCAAGGGACUAGAGGGCUGGGAUGGACUGACCUCCCCCUUGCCAGGGCUCCGGGAGAAGCAGAGCCUCUCUGGCCCAGCUAGUGACGGAGAGACCCAAUGAAGCCAUAAGCAGGGCCAGGCGGCUCAGGGACGGGGGCCACUGCUGCCGACGUGCUUUCUCCUGACGCUGAGGGAGGGCGUGGUGUGGGACCUCUGCCCCGUCCCCUCCUUGGUUGGCACUUGCCCAUAUGCCAUUUGCGCGUGGGGCCAGAACAAGCAGGCGACGCUGUGGCUGUCCCAUCAGCGGGCUGGGAAAGGAGCGGCCACGGUGACACCCACCUGACUGCCGGGCUGAGGCCCCGGCUCCCCGGGGUGCUGAGCCAUGAAGUGCUCCCUGCGGGUGUGGUUCCUCUCCGUGGCCUUCCUGCUGGUGUUCAUCAUGUCACUGCUGUUCACCUACUCCCACCACAGCAUGGCCACCCUGCCCUACCUGGACUCGGGCGCCCUGGACGGGACCCACCGGGUGAAGCUGGUGCCCGGCUACACCGGCCUUCAGCGCCUCAGCAAGGAGGGGCCUGCCGGCAAGAGCUGUGCCUGUCGCCGCUGCAUGGGUGACGCCGGCACCUCUGAGUGGUUUGAUAGCCACUUCAACAGCAACAUUUCCCCGGUCUGGACCCGCGAGAACAUGGACCUGCCCCCAGAGGUCCAGAGGUGGUGGAUGAUGUUGCAGCCCCAGUUCAAGUCACACAACACCAACGAGGUGCUGGAGAAGCUGUUCCAGAUAGUACCAGGCGAGAACCCCUACCGUUUCCGGGACCCCCGCCGGUGCCGGCGCUGUGCUGUGGUGGGGAACUCGGGCAACCUGCGGGGCUCUGGCUACGGGCCGGAUGUGGACGGGCACAACUUCAUCAUGAGGAUGAAUCAGGCACCAACCGUGGGCUUUGAGCAGGAUGUCGGCAGCCGAACCACCCACCAUUUCAUGUACCCCGAGAGUGCCAAGAACCUGCCCGCCAACGUCAGCUUCGUGCUGGUGCCCUUCAAAGCCCUGGACCUACUGUGGAUCGCCAGCGCCCUGUCCACGGGGCAGAUCCGAUUCACCUAUGCCCCAGUGAAGUCCUUCCUUCGAGUGGACAAAGAAAAGGUCCAGAUCUACAACCCAGCCUUCUUCAAGUACAUCCACGACAGGUGGACAGAGCAUCAUGGGCGGUACCCUUCCACUGGGAUGCUGGUACUCUUCUUUGCUCUGCAUGUGUGUGAUGAGGUGAACGUGUACGGGUUCGGGGCCGACAGCCGGGGCAACUGGCACCACUACUGGGAGAAUAACCGGUACGCGGGCGAGUUCCGGAAGACGGGCGUGCAUGACGCCGACUUCGAGGCCCACAUCAUCGACAUGCUGGCCAAGGCCAGCAAGAUCGAGGUCUACCGAGGGAACUGAGCCAGACCCAGCCGUGACUCUUCCGGCCCUACCGCGAGGCGCCGGGAAGCGCUCCAGCCGGGACUCAGGGUCAGCCCGGGGGUGGUGGCCUAAGCGCGGGCGCGGCGCCCUAUUGGGCGUCAGCAGGCAAUCGGGAGCGACGCCGCCGCAGUUGGACCAAUCAUGCUUCAGUCUAGCGAGCGCCGGCUAUCCUCCGCCAAUCACGAGACUCUGGGCGCUGCCUGGGCCUAGCAUCAAUCAGCGCUGCCACCGGCCGGAGCCUCUGUUUCUCCCAGCCAAUCAUGCGACUCAAGGAGAACUUCCGGCGCUGGGGCCCGUCUCCUCCAAUCAAUGACCUUCGGAGGCGGGCCGGCGGCCGAUCAAUCCCCACUCCCGUAUGCUUUUGGGUAGGAUUUUAUCGAUAUUUCACGCUUUCAAAGGAGAAGUUUGUUCCGGCCCCAAGAAGUACUUUCUUCAGGCUCGGCCGGAGGCGGCUCAGUCGCCGGCCGGCCUGACCCCGCAGGGGGCGCGGAGGAGGAAACGGUGGGGAAGGUGCGGGACAGUAGCGGCCCGGCCUCCCCUUCCCGGGGGUCCCUCGUGGCCUCGGGGCGGGCGGAGGGGCGUUCGCGGAGGCUUUCGGGUGGUCGGCGGGUGGUCAGGUGGUUUCCAAGGAGCGCGUUUUUCCCCAGGGGAAAAGUUAGAGCCCUCCCAAACCGCUCUGGACCUCCGAGAGAACUAGACCCUACAUUUCCUUUAUUGGUCAGGCGCAGAUGGGUGAGUGCAAACCCACCAAAGAAAUGCGGUGAGAAUCCAGAGGGUACGUGGGUCCCCUCCUCCUGCCUCCUCCCCUCCCGCCUUUGGCCACCCUAUGGAAUGGCCUUUCUGACCAUGGCAUUUAGUGUCUCACCAGAAAACUAGAAUUGUUUUCACGUCUUGCUGGGGGCGGAAUUCGCUUAGGGCUUAACUCUGGAACACAGGUGUAAGAAUAGGGCCGGAGACAAGGAAGCCCCGUCACAUCAGAUGUAAGGUACACUCACGAGUACCCUCGGCCCCUGUUGUUCGCCCACAACCUUUUUAAAGUGUCUCUCCCUGGGCCUUGGGCCCCCUCCCCAGCCUACUUGUUUCUCUGGGGGAAAAAAAAAUCAAAACUUGCCCUGUGAUUGGGGCACUGCUGCUCCCCGCCCUUCCCCCUUUGUCUGGCUUUAGGGAGAGGGAGCAACACGUAGGAAAGAAGGCUGGAGAUGCUUUGGGCUCACGAUUUAGCUAACCUGAAGUUACUAGGGGUGGCUGGCCAACAGAUUCUUUGCAAAUGCUAAGCUGGCCAUGCAAAUAGCUGGGGAGGAGUAGACUUGCCCCUGCAUGCCUCCUCCCCUGCCCACACAUCCCUUCCCCCUUGCUCACCUGCUGCCUUUUUCCUCUAACCCACUUUCCAUUUCCAGCUCUAGAAGGGCUGCGAAGCUAACAACCAGAGGUUACAGCUGGAAGCUACUUGCAUGACUGAACCCAGCUUAAGUCCCUAGAGGAGGCUGCUGAAGGUGUUCUCACCUUUCAAGGUUGGGGAAGUGAAAGGGCUUCUGUGAAGCUUCCAAACCACUAAAAGGAUCCCCCUUCCCAACAGUGACGAACACAAAAAGCACCCUUUUUUCUUGGUGAGGUGAUACCACCCGGCAGCCUCCUGGCCAUUGGUGUAGUUCCUGCAGCUGGCUGGGGGAACAGUAGCCAGCAGGGGAGUGUAUUAGAGGGUUAGGGCAGGGCACUGGGCACCCCCAAAAGUUAAUAUAUUGAGAACUUAGCUUGAGUCUGUCCCUUCCCAAUUCCAGAAGUAGGAGGAGUAAAGAAUGCGGGUGGGUUAGGGGGGCCUUUAGCGGAACGCCUCUCUCACCACCUCCCGCUGUCAUUGUAGAGUCAAGGUACCAGGUAUUCUUGCCAGUCUCAUCUCAGUGCUUCCUGAAGAGGCUCUUUUGAGUGUUUAAAAGAUGAAAAAACAAUGCAAUAUGCCAAACAGUAUUGAGCAGAAUAAUUUAUUUCUUUUCUGUUCCUUUUUCUCCUUUUUGUUUUGUUUAAAACAUUAAUAAAUCCCCAUUCUGGAAGAGGUAGGUCCCAGCAUCCGGCCCAGAUCUUCUUUUCUACAACAAUUAUUUAAACAAAUGUUGUUUUAUUUUCUGCCCUUUCUCUUUCUGAAUUAAAAAGAGCAAAGAAACUA
Mesoplodon densirostris (Blainville's beaked whale) is the source of this 4758-nucleotide messenger RNA. RefSeq names its product ST3 beta-galactoside alpha-2,3-sialyltransferase 2 (gene ST3GAL2). The coding region runs from base 1524 to 2576 and encodes 350 amino acids. Lineage: Eukaryota; Metazoa; Chordata; Mammalia; Artiodactyla; Ziphiidae. The record is from RefSeq and is a predicted model, not a curated record. Gene Ontology annotation, molecular function: beta-galactoside (CMP) alpha-2,3-sialyltransferase activity. The transcript has 8 exons.